Molecule: messenger RNA, 348 nt
Organism: Gongylonema pulchrum
Lineage: Eukaryota; Metazoa; Nematoda; Chromadorea; Rhabditida; Gongylonematidae
Source: the annotation of a GenBank genome assembly
AUGUUUGAAAAUUGGGCAUGUGUAUGGCAAAAUACGACGAUCAUUUCAGUCAGUGAGCCACUGUCGACGCUGAUGGCAAAAUUCAGGAACCCUUUUGGUGAUCCGUUCGCUACGACGGAUGUUGUCGAGGAGAGCUGGGAAGCUGCAAGCGAACCCACUUAUGUGCCUUCUGCUUUUUGCCAGCUCAUUGAUGAUAUGAUUGGAAAAAGAACGAGGCCCUGGGAUGUGGAACGGAAGCCGAUACGACCUUUCCAGGUAGAGUUUAUGAAGUUUCUUUUGAAAUAUAUAGCCCAAACAGUUUUUCAGCUUCAUCCAUUUUGCCUCUUCGAUAUAAGCAAUGAGAUUUGA